Exaiptasia diaphana is the source of this 1206-nucleotide messenger RNA. RefSeq names its product CD151 antigen. Lineage: Eukaryota; Metazoa; Cnidaria; Anthozoa; Actiniaria; Aiptasiidae. The record is from RefSeq and is a predicted model, not a curated record. Gene Ontology annotation, cellular component: membrane.
UCUUGGCGCGGGUCURCAAAACAGUCAGAUCAAACAGCYACACAGCAGUAUUGGUUACAAGGAUUGCACUGUAGGGAAYAUYUCUUUUAUAAAGUAUGGAUGACACAAAKCAAUUACAGCUCAAAAAGCAAAAGCGUGCUCUCGUUAACAUGGACUGCCUAAGGAUACCAUUGGCCAUGUUUAACUUCUUUUUCUGGUUGUCAGGCGUUGCUAUGAUAGUAGUCGGUGUGUGGACUCUUUAUUAUGAGGAAGAAUACCAUCUGUUCCUAGAAAGCGCUAGAUAUCUUAUAAUUGUUGGAUUGAUGAUUGGCAUUGGAGGCGUGGUAGUACUUGUGUGUGUUUGCGGUUGCUAUGGAACGUAUAAAGAGCACCGUUACAUGCUGCUAACGUUCUUGAUUAUGCUGUCAAUCAUAUUUAUAAUACAGCUUUCUGUUGGCAUCGUAGCUUUUGUUCAUAGAUCAGAGUUCAAUUGUUGUGGUGAUGCUACUUAUUCYACAUGGAAUGCGUCAGCCUGGAGACGAAGCGAAGUCAGUGGAAAUAACUCGGUACCGGAUUCGUGUUGUAAAACACCAUCUCGAGGCUGCGGAAAAAGAGAUCAUCCAUCCAAUAUCAACCGCGAGGGAUGUCUUGGUAAGCUAACAGGGCUAUUCCAAACACAUCUAGAAGUACUUGGUGGUGUGCUUAUAGGAACAGCGGCCUUACAGCUGAUUGGGAUUUUGAUGACUGUAUGUGCUCUGCGGUUUGUUGAAGACUACUAUUAGCACAGAGCAAGCGARUCGAUCUGUCUUAAUAUCAUGAGAAAAACAAAAUAGUGAAAUUUUCUUCACCCUCGUAAAUCUCGAUUUCCAAUAACUUCGUUCCCAGCUCCUCUGUUGGAUAUUGUUCAAAAUGACAGAGAAGGCCCUGGUAUCGACCGAUCACGUGACACGCAGCUUAACUGGAUGUUCUCACGGAAUACUUCAACAUAUUGAUACAAAACAGACCAAUUAAAAUCCUUAUUUGACUGGCCGAUACCAGGGGCUUUAUUUUUCUCGCGACCAUGAGAACGAGAAAGGACUUGUUGUUUAUAUAUUAUGUCUUCAAAUAAAUAUUGGACGCUUUAAAUCAUCAAUUCCAGAGAACUAUACCGCUUUUUGAAUUAUAAUUUUUUUUGAAUUGUAUAUUUCUAAAUCAACAUGUUGAAUUGUUAUCAUAUCAGAACUAGUC